Messenger RNA from Suillus paluster, 3488 nucleotides. Its product is annotated as heavy metal translocatin. The record is from RefSeq and is a predicted model, not a curated record. Gene Ontology annotation, molecular function: copper ion binding; ATP binding; P-type divalent copper transporter activity. The coding region runs from base 138 to 3488 and encodes 1116 amino acids. The transcript has 12 exons. Lineage: Eukaryota; Fungi; Basidiomycota; Agaricomycetes; Boletales; Suillaceae. Gene Ontology annotation, biological process: copper ion homeostasis; monoatomic cation transport. Gene Ontology annotation, cellular component: membrane.
GGAAGAAAUUGACCAGCAAAUAUGACUCUGACAACACUAUAUAAUAUGCUCAAACCUCCUACCCGGGCAUCGUAUUAUACCACACUUCGUCUGAUCGCACAACUCGAAAACCCUCUGAUUCGAACACACCGUCUCAAAUGCAUGUCGCGACAAUUCUUAUAUCUAAUCUUCAUUGCAGCAGCUGUGCACGCACAAUCAAUGAAUUGCUCUUCUCUAUGUCACCCCCUCCAACGAGGGUAGACGUAUCCAUCGUCCACCAGUCAGUGACAGUCGAGCAUGCCCUUACAAUACCCAGAGACAUAAUAAAAUCCGUGCUUGAAGACGCUGGGUUUGAGAUAUCCGACCCAGAUCCCGCUGCCUCCGAGCACAGGCAGUCACAGCGAAUGUCUGGGAUGAGCACUAUGCUUUCUGGACAACGUCGAAAGCAUAUACAGCAGUGUUUAUUUUGUCAGGAGGCACGCGCUAUUGCCCUCGAUGACAACGUUUCACCACUCCUGCGGGGGAAUAUCGGCGGCCUAUCUUCCAACAGUGUUUCUCCCACUGAUUGCUCCACGCCGGAGGGACCAGAGAAGGACUCGAGCCCAAGCUCGUACCAUGAAGUCGGCCUUGAUGAUGUGCCGCAUCGCGUCACACUGUCUGUAGGCGGCAUGACAUGCGCCUCAUGUCCGAGUACCAUAACGGAAAUGGUCUCGCAACUCCCUGGCAUCUCCGAACUGGUCGUCAGUCUGCUCAACCACUCUGCCACAGUCGUUGUUGCUCGGAGGGACCUUGUUGGUUCUGUGACCGAAACGAUCGAUGACUGCGGCUAUGAAGUCGACAUCAUCAAGAUCGAGCCCCUCGUGCCAUCGACAUCAGAAAGUAACGCGGCAACAACGGGGUUUCGGAAUAUAUCGCUUCUUGUCGAGGGAAUGUAUUGCCAACAUUGUCCAGCAAAGAUCAUGACUGCCUUGCAAAGGCUCCAGUCAGACGUCGCCGUUUUCAAACCAUUAUCAAACCAUUUGGAUCCAAUAAUCGAAAUUUCAUACAAGCCGUCACCUCCCGACUUCACCAUUCGCUCCAUCAUCUCCGCUAUUGUGUCCGUGGAGCCGACGUCAUACAGUGUGCUGAUUUAUCAUCCACCUACGCUCGAAGAGCGCACGCGCAGCAUGCAGCAGUGUGAGCGACGAGCUUUGCUGCGGCGGCUGUUUUUCACUUUCAUCAUUGCGAUACCUACGUUCAUCAUCGGUGUAGUUUACAUGAGCCUUGUUCCUGGUAGAAAUCAGACGAAGCAAUACCUAAUGGGGCCCAUGUGGAAUGGAAAUGCGUCCCGCAUCGAGUGGGCGCUCUUCUUGUUGGCGACGCCGGUAUACGUUUACAGCGCUGGCUCAUUUCAUCGCCGGAGCAUCAAAGAAAUCAGAGCGUUGUGGAGGAAAGGGAGUACGACUCCCAUCAUCAAGCGCUUUACUAGAUUUGGGAGUAUGAACCUUCUGGUGUCUACCGGAGUAUCUGUGGCCUACUUUUCGUCGAUCGCGCUUCUCGCUCUUGCAGCCACACAGUCGCCUUCGAGCAGUGGUGUAGCGCAAGAAACGACAUAUUUCGACGCUGUUGUGUUCCUGACCAUGUUUUUACUUGCUGGCCGUUACCUCGAGGCAUACAGCAAAGCGAGGACUGCCGACGCCAUUACUGCGCUCGGCUCACUCCGCCCCGCCGAAGCCCUUCUCUUGGUUCCUCGCUCUGCUUCUGGGUCCAUGGCUGUCGCGACCGUUCCCCGCCACGAUCCCGAAAAAUGUGACGUAUCAUCUGAUAACGGUAGCCUUGCCGCCUCUCCUGGCUUCAAGUUUGAGAAGGUAGCAGUUGACCUCUUGGAGGUUGGCGAUGUGGUGCGUGUGCAAAACGGUGCCACACCACCAUCAGACGGUACAAUCGUAUCUGGUGUUGAGACGUCCUUCGACGAGAGCUCUCUGACGGGUGAGGCUCGACUUAUCAGUAAGAGUGUUGGGGAUAAGGUUCUCCUCGGGACAAUCAACAAGUCCAGGGCUGUAGACGUUCGGGUCGAUGCUAUUGGUGGUCUCACGAUGCUGGACCAGAUCGUGCAGAUCGUCCGUGAGGGUCAAACUCGCAGGGCGCCCAUUGAGCGCAUUGUAGACCACAUCACGGGUGUAUUUGUCCCCGUCGUCACCUUGCUAGCGAUCAUCACCUGGUUGAUAUGGCUUUCCUUGGGUGAUGGUGGUGUCAUCCCUAAGAGCUAUUUAGAUAUAAGUGUGGGCGGAUGGAUCGUGUGGUCUCUCGAAUUCGCAAUCGCAGUCUUCGUCGUGGCAUGUCCUUGUGGUAUUGGCCUCGCAGCACCGACCGCUCUUCUUGUGGGAUCUGGGCUCGCAGCCAAAUAUGGCAUCUUGGCUCGCGGAGGCGGCGAAGCUUUCCAAGAAAUGGCACAACUUGACAUCGUCGUGUUCGACAAGACCGGAACACUUACGGAAGGUGGUGAGCCCCGAGUGUCUGAUGCCGAGAUCCUACUUUCGUCGGUGCCUCGGGAGACGCUUCUCGGAAUCGCCGCGGAGUUGGAAUCUGCUUCCUCUCACCCGCUCGCGACUGCGAUUCGGCAGUAUGCUGAGGAGCAUAAUGCUGCGUCUGCUGUUGGAAGUGCAUUCGAUGAAAUUGCUGGUAAAGGUGUCACAGCGAAUUUUGACGACAUGCGUCGCAAGGCAAUAAUAGGAAACGAAGCCCUGAUGCGAGACCAUGCCGUCUCUCUUUCUCCAGACGUGUCUCAAAUGCUCGACAGGUGGAAAUCAGAGGCGAAGAGUAUCGUCCUUCUCGCGGUUACGGACGCAGAUGUGGAUAAUCGUUUCGUCGUUGCAGCGAUAUUCGCCGUGUCGGAUCCCAUCAGGCAAGAAGCUAACGGUGUCGUACGCCGUUUGCACGAGCAGGGCAUUGGGAUAUGGAUGAUAUCAGGGGACAACGAGACAACUGCUAAAGCAGUCGCGAGAUCCGUGGGAAUUCCUGAAAUGAAUGUCAUCGCUGGUGUCUUGCCCCAACAAAAGGCAGAAAAGAUCGAGUGGCUGCAGCACAAUGGUGCCAAGCGACCUUCUUCACGAUGGCAGCGUGUGCUGAGCAGGUCAACGUCAAAUGAACGUUGCAUCAUCGCAAUGGUUGGGGAUGGGAUUAAUGACGCACCUGCACUGGCUGCCAGUGACAUAGGAAUAGCUAUUGGAUCUGGAAGCGAUGUCGCAAUAUCUAGCGCCUCAUUUAUUCUUGUAUCUUCAAACCUCAAAAGUCUACUCAUACUGAGCGACCUAUCGAGAAAAGUGUUUAAUCGCGUCAGAAUCAAUUUCAUGUGGGCAAUCAUGUAUAAUUUAGUCGCAGUCCCUAUCGCUGCUGGCGUUGUGUACCCUGCCGGACACGCGCGUUUAGCUCCCGUGUGGGCGUCGUUGGCCAUGGCAUUAUCAUCUGUAUCUGUGAUUUGCUCCUCCCUCGCACUCAAGCUGUACAGAGAACCGAAGAUACAGCUUUAA